Molecule: messenger RNA, 864 nt
Organism: Ustilago hordei
Lineage: Eukaryota; Fungi; Basidiomycota; Ustilaginomycetes; Ustilaginales; Ustilaginaceae
Exons: 1
Coding region: 1-864 (287 amino acids)
Source: RefSeq, a predicted model, not a curated record
AUGGGUCUCAAAGCCAACUUCGAGGAGAUACCAACGCUCUUGGCACCACCAUCGUAUCUUGACAGCACGUCCGACGAUCAUGUCCAGCUGAGUUCGAGGCAAGAAUCACACAGGAACACGAACAUUGCUCCGCGUUACAUUGCUUGGAAGCUCAUCCUGAGAACUCUGAUAGGAUCGGCUCAGACCAUAGCACUGCAGGAUUUGGACCAAGAGGAGGAGCGAGCCGCAGCGCUGCUAGAUGUCCUUUCUAAUAUCAGGCUUGUAUCUCGACUGCUCUACUCGGUCUCCAUGUCGCUAUUGCGGCCAAUGUACUUUGCCGAGUACCUGAAAGCAAUUCAGGCUACCGUUUACUCGACCAACCUCGAAAGCAGCUCUCUGGACCAGCCCUGCCGUGAGACUCGCGUCUUAGAUCACUACAUCUCGUAUCGCAUUCAACGGCGUCAUCUUGCAUCGCAGUCCUCACUCCUCCUCAACAACGACGACAUCGAGUCUGACCAACGUCAAGUCUCCCGAGACCUCUUCAAGUGGUUCCAACCACAGACUUACAUGGAGGAUGAGAUCGGAAAAGUCCUUCACUCGUCCGCUGCGCCGUCCAAUGCUGUUCGCUUUGAGGAUCUCUUGGUGAGAUUCCACUUCACGAGGGCGGCCAUCACCUUGCCUUUUGCCGUCGAAUCGACGCCACUCAGCUCAUCGACGUCUGCACCGACAAUCGUAAGGAAAGAGUGCGUAUCACUGGGCAGGGCUUCCAACGAACCCGUCUUUGUGACCGCACACCGCCUUUUUGACCAGCUCAAUCGUUUCAUCUUUGUGAGAAAGACAUAUGGAAGCAAGACAUGGUACGAGAUCGUGGGUCAGACCGGAUAG